Messenger RNA from Pseudocercospora fijiensis CIRAD86, 1387 nucleotides. RefSeq lists its product as uncharacterized. NCBI's taxonomy places the organism in Eukaryota, Fungi, Ascomycota, Dothideomycetes, Mycosphaerellales, Mycosphaerellaceae. Gene Ontology annotation, molecular function: DNA-binding transcription activator activity, RNA polymerase II-specific; transcription cis-regulatory region binding. Bases 141 to 1094 code for a protein of 317 amino acids. The record is from RefSeq and is a predicted model, not a curated record. Gene Ontology annotation, cellular component: RNA polymerase II transcription regulator complex. The transcript is spliced from 3 exons.
GAACUUGUAUAUGGUGGUGCUUCCUUCCGCCCUUUGUGAUUGUUACGUCCUACACAUUACGACUCCCGUUGCCCUACCUCACUUGAAGCUCAUCGCUUUCACAGGCAUCAGGUAACCAUUAAAGCUCCAUAGACAUCAACAUGGAGUCUAUGGAUUACAACUACUUUGCGUCUGCGCCGCAGCCCUACCAAUACAUGGGCUUCGGCGCCGAGAUGGGCGGCCUUCCACAGGCAAGCAAUGACGGGCUUGGAGCUACUCCCAGCUUGGAGCAUGUCGAUGCAGGCUCUUUCACACUCGAAUCAUUCGACUACAACUUCGAUCCAUCACUCGGUACAGGAUUCACAGCUCAGCCGAAUGCGGCAGGUUCGCAAUCACCACCGUCGCAACAGCUCUCAUCUUUUCCCAAUGGGUCCGUGGAUAGUGGAAUAGCUAUGGACAUGGAACACGAGCGAACGGACAGGCGAGGCAGUAGCGAGGAGAAAGACACACUCACUCCAGCGCAAUCAAGACGGAAGGCUCAAAAUCGAGCAGCACAACGCGCAUUCCGGGAACGAAAAGAAAGGCACGUUAGAGAUCUGGAGGCAAAGCUCAAUCUCCUCACCACUACUACAUCCUCACUACAAUCUGACAACGAGCGGCUCAAACUCAUGCUCCAGCGAGCCGAGACCGAAAACGAAAUCUUGAGAGCAACAGCAUCUUCAUCACCGACGAGACACCAUGCUCCCGGAUUCGUCGACGAUCCAAGUCUCCUACCCGGAUCACGCCAAGCAAAGACCUCCUCCCCUUCCACAAGUCCACGUCUAGAUUCCACACGUCUGAGAAACGGCCUCUUCUCCACCGAAUCUUCAUCCUCACCUAUCAAACACGGAAGCUCACCUGGCAGCAGUGAGAGCCACCUUCUUUCCGCAAGCGCAACUUGGGACCUUUUGCAAUCACAUCCUCUUUACUUAUCCGGCGCUGUCGAUAUCGGAGAAGUGUGCGAACGUUUGAAGAAAAUGGCGAGAUGUGAUGGGAUGGGACCGAUGUUUGAGGAGGAUGAGGUUAGGAAGGUCAUUGAGGAGGUGGGGAGGAGUGGGAGUGAUGAACUCAUAUGACUAUGACGGUGAAUGAUUGUGCAGCGGAUUUUUUUUUCGUCUGCGGCUCUAGAGGUUCUGGAAAUCUGCAGUAAUGGCGAAAGGUGGGAGGAGAAAUUGGAAUAUACCCAGCAGAAUGCCUGCAAGUUUGAUGUGCGUGUUUUAGCGAGGAGUGGGAAGUGGGAGGCUAUAGAUGUAGUUCAAGUCGCUUUUGCGGUUUAUACAGACUAUUAUUAGAUGUUACGAUUCAUGAUAGACAGAACAAAGCGUCCUGUGGUGCAUACAGGAAGGCUAAAUUAUAGAGCUGUUAUGUG